CCAUCUGGACAUCUAUCUCCUCAAUGAUUAGUACUACUAAACACCCACUGUUGACAAUUGACAUCAACUUCCCCCAAUUCCUUCUUCUCCAAUCCCUAGACACCCCAAUCAUCACCAUAACUACCUCCUCAAUUUUCCCGCCCAAUUAUGGCGUCCACUGAUCUCAAGCCUCUCGACUCCAACGCCACCGACCUCACUCUCUCCAUCUCCGGCAUCUUCAGCUCCUCCUCCACUUCGCCGCCGCCUCGCCGGAAGACGGUGGACGAGGUGUGGGGCGAGAUCGUGGCGCAGACGGCCAAGAAGGAGCUCAAGGUGGAGCCGAGCGAUGACGGCGAGCUGAUGACGCUGGAGGAUUUUUUGGCCAAAGCGGAUGCGAAGGUGGAGGAGACGGAGGUCGUCAAGGUGGAGCGGCUGUGGAGCGAUGCUGGAGUUUAUGGGAGAGCGGUAGGCGGAGGAAUUGUUUCGGAGCGGAGCGGAGUGGAGGAAGGGAGGAAAGGGAAGAGGAGAGUGGAGUCGUUGGAUAAGGUUGUUAUGCAACGCCAGAGGAGGAUGAUUAAGAAUCGCGAGUCGGCUGCCAGGUCGCGGGAGCGCAAACAGGCUUAUCAAGUGGAAUUAGAGUCCAUGGUAAUGAAGUUGGAGGAAGAGAAUGAAUUAUUGUUGAAAGAGAAGGAUGAGCGGAUUAAAGAAAGGCUUAAAGAGCUCAUGGAGAAAAUUGUUCCGGUUGUGGAAAAGCGAAAACCACAAUGUGCUCUGCGGAGAGUUCAUUCUGGGGAGUGGUAAUACCAAUGAAGUGGGUGAGAUAUAAUUCAAUUCUCUUUUCACUAUAAAAAGGGAGGACACAGUGCUGAAGAAACAAAUUUCUCAGUACUGGUUGUCUACUUGUCCUAUUAGAGUAUUAAAUUUAUUAACGUGUUCACUAAAUAGAUCUGUUACGAGCCAACAGCCCAUAUAUCAUAAUUUCCAUAGCUGAUUACUGUUGUUACGAGUUUCCAGUAUCUUAUAAGAGCUGUUGCAUUACUAGACUUCUAAACUAGACUUCCCAUAGUUCAUAGAUAAGGGAAGAGAAGCUGGGCUUACAUUUGUAUCGAUCUGUUGGUUUUAUAUAAGGGUCCUUACAAAGUAUGGAGGUCCCUUGGUUUUUGCUAUAUGAUUAUGAACUAACCUGCGUGAAAGUUCAUUGUUGGAUUGUGAA
Messenger RNA from Daucus carota subsp. sativus, 1192 nucleotides. Its product is annotated as G-box-binding factor 4-like. Gene Ontology annotation, molecular function: DNA-binding transcription factor activity. Gene Ontology annotation, cellular component: nucleus. The transcript has 4 exons. NCBI's taxonomy places the organism in Eukaryota, Viridiplantae, Streptophyta, Magnoliopsida, Apiales, Apiaceae. The coding region runs from base 148 to 780 and encodes 210 amino acids. The record is from RefSeq and is a predicted model, not a curated record. Gene Ontology annotation, biological process: positive regulation of DNA-templated transcription.